Molecule: messenger RNA, 1639 nt
Organism: Ictalurus punctatus (channel catfish)
Lineage: Eukaryota; Metazoa; Chordata; Actinopteri; Siluriformes; Ictaluridae
Gene: qpct
Product: glutaminyl-peptide cyclotransferase
Exons: 7
Coding region: 47-1150 (367 amino acids)
Molecular function (GO): zinc ion binding; glutaminyl-peptide cyclotransferase activity
Source: RefSeq, a predicted model, not a curated record
UCCCUCACAUGAUCCCUCUCUCUAAAGUCGCUGAGAAAUAACGGAGAUGAUGAUGUACGCUGUGAGAGCCGGUACCGCCAUGCGGUUGUUCGCUCUGCUCGGCAUCUUUGCAAUAUUUACGGGCCACUUCUGUGCCCAGAUACAGUGGACACAAGAAAAGCUGUACCACAAGGUGAGCACUCUGAGUUCCGAUGAUUUAGCAAGUGUUCUGGCUCAAACAGACAUUGACCGCAUGUGGAAGAAUGACCUGAAGCCCAUGCUGGUGGUGCGAUAUCCUGGCUCUCCUGGAAGCCAGGCAGUGCAGCAGCAAAUAAAAUCUACCCUGAACUCGUUGAAUGCAGGCUGGGAGGUGACCGAGGAUCACUUCCAAAACUGGACGCCUUAUGGCCAGAUGCCUUUCACUAACAUAAUCGCCACUCUCAACCCUGGUGCUAAGCGGCGCCUAGUGCUGUCUUGUCACUACGACUCAAAGUAUUUCCCACCUCAGUGGCACGGUCGGGAGUUUCUGGGAGCUACUGACUCAGCUGUGCCCUGCUCCAUGCUGUUAGAGAUGGCCAGGGCACAGGAUAAGGAGCUGAAGACAAUUAAGGAUGCAGGAUCAGACCUGACUCUACAGCUGAUCUUCUUUGAUGGAGAGGAGGCUCUGUAUCAGUGGACCUCUACUGACUCUCUGUACGGUUCCCGACAUCUGGCUACCAAAAUGGAGAACACAGCACACCCUUUGGGAGCCACAGACACCAACCAGCUAGAUGGCAUUGAUCUUUUUGUUCUGUUGGACUUGAUCGGUGGUCCCAUGCCUCGCUUCGGUAAUCAGUUCUCCAACACUGCCAGGUGGCUCUCCAAGCUCCAAAAUAUUGAGCGGCGCCUGCACGCACUGGGCCAGCUGGAGGAUCACCCUAAUGAAGUGCAGUACUUCUGGCCUGGCAUGCCUGUGGGUCCUGUGCAGGAUGACCACAUGCCCUUCCUUAGCAGAGGCGUCCGGGUCCUUCACCUUAUCCCCAGCCCAUUUCCCAUUGUGUGGCACACCUUUGAUGACAACGAGGAGAACUUGGACCGAGCUACAAUCCAGAACCUCAACAAGAUUUUGCAGGUCUUUGUGCUCGAGUAUCUAAACAUGAAAAGUCAGAAUCCACUUACACAGGCACCGUAAUAUUCCUUUAUCUUACGCCUAAUCGAUAACAACCUCAACGAAGCCACUAUGAAGACUUGUUACCACAAAACACCACACAAAUUAGUGUUCUAGUCACCAUGGUGUUAGAAUUAGGCUUAUGUAGGAUCAAAUGCAUAUUUUUGUGUAUUGAUUUAUAAUUGUACAUUGUACCACAUGAAUAAAUAUGCAUAUUAUUAUAUUGAGAUUAUUUUAGUAUCAGUAUAACCAGUAUAUUUGUAAGCUUUGACAUUCUAACUGGUGUACUUAUUUUCAAUCUGUUAUAAAUAUUACUGUUCUAAGACAUUGAAAAGAAUAUAUGUUAAGAUGAUCUUUUACUUGUUGUAUCAUUUAAAUUAUAUUUAAACACCUUAAUUUCUCUUAAUUGAUCGAUCUAAUAUCAGUCAAUCAAAUCUUUGCUUGUAUUUCCUCAUUUGUAAGUCGCUUUGGAUAAAAGCGUCUGCUAAAUGAAUAAAUGUAAAUGAAAAUCAA